Messenger RNA from Bathycoccus prasinos, 1179 nucleotides. RefSeq lists its product with no specific name. Lineage: Eukaryota; Viridiplantae; Chlorophyta; Mamiellophyceae; Mamiellales; Bathycoccaceae. Gene Ontology annotation, biological process: maturation of SSU-rRNA from tricistronic rRNA transcript (SSU-rRNA, 5.8S rRNA, LSU-rRNA). The transcript has a single exon. The coding region runs from base 1 to 1179 and encodes 392 amino acids. The record is from RefSeq and is a predicted model, not a curated record. Gene Ontology annotation, cellular component: nucleolus.
AUGUCGUCGCGACGGAAGCAGAGCGGCACGAACAACAACAAGGUCGUUCACGUCAUCGAUGGGAUUCCUCCUAUUCUUUCUCGGGAACGAGAGGAACAAGUAUUAGUAGUACAACAAAGAGGCGGCGAAAAGGAGGACGAGAUAAAUCAAUCGCAUCAUCAUCAUCAUCAGCCGCCGGGGAAGAAGAAGAGCAGCACUUUGAGCAAAUCGAAAAGGAAAAGCCGAGGAGGAGAAAGAGGAACAAAAGAAGGAGAAGAAGAAGAAGUAGACGACGAUGGUAAUAACAACAACAACAACAAAAACGGAGAAGAAUUUGAAGAGGAAACAGACGACGACGACGACAUGCGGACGCUCGGAGAGCGAGUGAGAGCGUUGGAAGUUUCCGUCAAUGGGGGUGGAGCCACCACCUCGGAAAAGAAGACAACGACGACGAAGAACGACGACGAUAAAGACGCGACGGCGGCACCAUCGUUCGUGCCACCGAAAGCGGACUCUUUGGCGACGCUUCUCGCGCAAGCGUUAGCCGCGGAUGACGUGCAGUUAUUGGAAAGGUGCUUCUCCGUGCACGAUAAACGCGUGAUUGAAACCACGGUCGGGCGCUUGAGCGGUCCUCUGGCGAUGAAACUUUUGAGCGUAUGCCUCGAUAACAUGAAAGACAAACCGAAUCGCGGGGAACGGUUGGCCAAGUGGUGCCGAGCGACGUUGGUGAGACACGCUGGGUUUGCCAGCGUCUCGCCGAACGCGCAGAGAACGUUGGCGCAUUUACAAUCACAAAUUAACGCGCGGACGGCGCAACGAGAACCUCUGUUGCACCUCAUGGGACGGUUAGACUUGUUGCUCUACGCGAGUUCGCGAGACGAGGUGCAAGACGCAAACGAAAACGCGAGGUUAAACGAGGACGAACGAGGUAUACCAGCGGCGGAAUACCACGAGGCAGUGGACGUUUUAGACGAUUUAGUCGUCGGGGGUGGUGGAGAAGACGAGAGCGACGAAGAGGAUGAUUUCGACGAGGACAAUAGCGAAGGCGAAGAGUGGGAAACCGACGACGACGAUUCGGACGAGGACGAGGACGAAGACAUGGACGACUCGGAAGACGAGGAAGACCCGUUCGUAAAAGCCGACCGUAAGGAAGAUAUGGAAGAAGAUGACGACGACGACGAGGAGGAGGAAGACGAUUGA